Aphidius gifuensis is the source of this 3783-nucleotide messenger RNA. RefSeq names its product protein PFC0760c-like. The transcript has 11 exons. The coding region runs from base 1 to 3783 and encodes 1260 amino acids. The record is from RefSeq and is a predicted model, not a curated record. NCBI's taxonomy places the organism in Eukaryota, Metazoa, Arthropoda, Insecta, Hymenoptera, Braconidae.
AUGUCAUAUCUUGAAGUAUUGAGGAUUAAUUGGCAUUGUAAAAAUUCUACUCUACCAUUGACUUUAGUCAAGUCAUUAGAACAAGUUGUUGGAACCUUAAAAGAGUUAGGUCUUUCACGUGAUCAAAAUCAAGAUCAUCUCUGCUUACCAGAUUCAUUGGCUUCCGUAUUUCCUCAAUUAAUCGCUUUGAAAAAAUUAAAUAUAAUUAAUUUUGAGCCAAGCCAAUUAUUACUCCAGUCGAUAAGUGAAAUGAAAAAUUUGGUACAUCUAAGAUUCAUGUGUUCUUGGCUGAACAAUGAUCCAGUUUUUGAUGAAAAAAUUAAUAUUGAUGAUGAUGAAGAUAGUGGCGAGGACUUUAUGCCUGAAAAAAUUAUAAAAAUUCCAUAUUCAAAAAUAAAAAGUAAACACAGUAUGACUGAUGUUGAUAAUAAUUUUUUGACCGAUGAUGAUAAUGGUAAUGAUGAUGAUGACAAUUGUUUGUCAGAUGAUAGCAAUAUACGUGUUCCUCAGGGUAGAUGUAUACCCAGACCAUUGAGUUCAGAUUCAUCACAGUCAUCAUCAAGUAUGAUUUUACCAAUAUCACAAGAUGAAAAUGAACAAGUUAAUGAACUGGUUGAUCUUACAGAUAAUUGUCAAUCACCACCGAGAUCACCAGUAGAAAGAUCUGCACUACCACUAAUACAAGCUGGAAAUUUAACGCCACAAUCAACAACUGAUUCAUGGAAAAAGGACAUGUUCAGUGAUGACGAUCAUGAAGAUUUGGUGGCCACAAUUAAUUUGCCAUCAACAUCAUCAUCAUCAAAUACGAAUACACCAGCUGUUAAUUCUCCAAGUAAAAGUGUGACUGAUGUUGAUGAUACUGUGUUGACUGAUGAUGAUGAUGAUGACGAGUAUAGUUGUGUAUCGGAUCAUUCAAGUAUACCACCUCUUCAUCGAAGAAAAAUAUUGAGACCAAUCAGUCCUUCUGAUAGUGAAAUUAGUUGUUUGACUGAUAUGUUGGCUAAAUGUACAUCACCAUCAUCUUCAAAUACAAAUACACCUGUUAAUUCUCCAUGUGAAAGUGUGACUGAUGUUGAUGAUACUGUAUUGACUGAUGAUGAUGAUGAUGACGAGGAUAAUUGUGAAUCGGAUCAUUCAAGUAUACCACCUCUUCAACGAAGAGCAAUAUUGAAACCAAUCAGUCCAUCAGAAAGUGAAAUUAGUAGUUUGACUGAUAUGUUGGCUAAAUGUACAUCACCAUCAUCUUCAAAUACAAAUACACCUGUUAAUUCUCCAUGUAAAAGUGUGACUGGUGUUGAUGAUACUGUAUUAACUGAUGAUGAUGAUGAUGACGAGGAUAGUAGUGGCUCAAAUGAUACAGCUAUACCUCUUCAUCGAAGAACAAUAUCGAGACCAAUUAGACCUUCUAAAAGUGAAAUAUGUAAUUUAACUGACUCGAUGGCUAAAUGUACAUCACCAUCACCAUCAACAUCAAAUACAAAUACACCUGUCAAUUCAUCAAAUAACAGUUAUUCAAAUUCAACUACGACAAAUGUGAGUUCUCAAACUACUCAUGAGAAUGAUCAUGAUGAUGGAAAAGACAAAUUUAUUCCAUACAAAAUAAAACCAACACCAUGGAGUCCUAGUAACAUAAAUUUUAUUGGAUAUAAUGAGUUGACAGCUACACGUUCAUCUAGUUUUAUUGAAUCAAAACCAUUUAAUAAUUCACAAUCACAAAGUUCAGAUCAACAAUCAUCAAUUGAUAUACAAAAGAAAAAUAUAAACACAUGUUCUAAUCAAAAACGACUAUGCAAAGCUUGCGGACGAAAAGGUCAUGGAACAAAAUUUAGCCAAAGGUGUAUCAAAAAUGUUGAUAAUAUACCUUUGGCUAAAAGACUUGAAAAAACAAAAUUAACACAAGCAAAUAAAAUUGAUAAAAUUAAAAAUUCAAAAUCAAAAGAGGCCAAAGCACUUCGACAAUUUAAUUAUCAAAAAAAAAAACGUGUUGGAAAAUUAAAAUCUGGACAACAAAAAUUUUCAACAAUCAAAUCAAUUAAAAUGAGUUUAAAUAGAAUUAUAAAAAACCAAGAGGUUAAAAAAAUAAUAAUUGAUGAUAUCAAAGUGUUAUCCAAAUUGUUUAAAGAAUUUUCUUAUUUUGUUAGUUUUUGUUUUAAUCAUGAACAAAAUGAGGCGAUUAAUGAUAUUGAAAAAUUGACAAAUAAAAAAGAAUUUCAUUUAAAUAAAUAUUUAAACAAAUUGACUUACUUCAGAACGAAAAAACGAAAAAAAGAAGAAGAUUUUAUUGACAAAUUAUUUAAAGAAUAUCAAAUUAUUAGAAAUGAAGUUGGUAUGCCAAUAGAAGGAUAUUGUGGAGAUUUAAGAACCAAUUUAAUAUCAAUGAAUUUAAUUAAUUUUGAAACAAAUUUCAUGAACAAUAUCAUAGUAAAUUGUCGAGUUAGAAUUGGUAAAUAUUUAAAGAUAGUUGGUAAAAUAUAUAACAGAAGAAAAAGAAAAAAAAUGUUGGACAACUUAUUGUUUAAAAAUAUCAAACCAAAAGAUAAAGAUAAUAAAAUAAUGGACAUAUUUAAUGAUUUCAAUUUAAACUUCACUGAAAUAAAAUACAAAUGGUGGAAGUUUAUGGGAUUUUUCAAGAAGUUAUCCAACAUUGACCUCAUGAACUUUCCAUUAACACCAAUUUACAAACCAGGCUUGAAACAUUUCAUGUAUAGUACCAGUUCUGUGUGGCAGUUAGCAAAUAGAGUUUUUGGAAAUAAAAAUAAAAAAUUGGUCAGAGAUUGGAAUCAACAAAAAAAGAUGUUCAACAAUAAUUAUUAUCAUAUGCAAAAAUUCAUUUGGAAGCAAUGUUUUAAGAUAAAAAAAAAAUUAAUUAAAAAAAAAUUUAAUUUUACAAUCAGUACGAAUGGUGUAACUGUUACAAUUCAUCUGAUGAAAGAAAUAAUUAAUAAUAAUUGUAAUGAUAAUAAUUUAUCAAAAAAAAAAUUGAAAACAACUGUUGGUGCUGCUGCUGUUACUUCUUCGACUACUACUACUACUACUGCCACUACUACUGCUACCACUACUUGUUCUACUGAUGACAAUAUCUCAAGUGAUGAAGAAGAUUAUGAUGAUAUUAAUGUUUUAUAUAAUUACACAGAUAUUGAUGAGAAUGAUGAUGAUAAUAAUAAUAUUAAUAAUAACAAUAAUAUUAUUGAUGAUAAUGAUGAUAAUUCUAAUCGAAUAUCUGAUGAAGAAUAUGAUAGAGGUAUUGGACUAGACCCAGGGAAUAAAAAUAUAAUAGGUGGUGUAAUUGUCCAAUCACUAAAUGAUAUAGGUAACAAAGAUAAAGAAGAACGUUAUUUGUUAACAAGUAAGGCUUUGCUUCAUAAAUCAGGUCAUUAUACACGUCAAUUUGUUAUUAAAAAAUUAAUUAAAAAUGUUGAAAAAGAAAAAAAGCAAGUUUAUGAUCAGUUUGUAGAAAUUAAAAAACAAGAAUUUGAAAAUAUUGUUGCAAAAUAUAAUCUGACAUGUAUGAAGCUAGAAGAGCCUGUAUACAGUUCACGACGAUAUGUAAGACUUCAAUUUGAUAAAUUUAUAAGAACAAAUGAAGCAGUAUCAAAAGAAGUGAAUUACUUGGAACAUGGUACAUAUGAUGGAAAAAAAACAAGUCAAUUAGAAAAAAAAACAUUGAUUUGUGGUGGUCAAUUUCAAAUAUCAAAAUAUAUGCGAGGCUAUCCAUCAGCACCAUCAUCAUUAACAACAAUUUUAUGUAAUAAAUGCAACAAUCCAUGUAUAACAAGUCAAUAA